Molecule: messenger RNA, 5717 nt
Organism: Hypoxylon fragiforme
Lineage: Eukaryota; Fungi; Ascomycota; Sordariomycetes; Xylariales; Hypoxylaceae
Exons: 6
Coding region: 1-5121 (1706 amino acids)
Biological process (GO): positive regulation of transcription by RNA polymerase II
Cellular component (GO): nucleus
Molecular function (GO): transcription factor binding
Source: RefSeq, a predicted model, not a curated record
AUGUCGUCCUCAAGCCACCAGGCGAUGCCCCGUCAUCGCAAUGCCUCCGCGAACUCCGCCGGGAGGUCUUCGAGGAAGGGGAAGAUGACCCCCGAGCCGAGAGAAUACAAACAGUCGACUACUCUCAACAGAUACUUCGAGCCCACAGCCGCAACCGCUUCGAUGCUUUUAUAUGCACAGGGCAACUCGGUAGUCGUGGCACAUCAUGAUAGCUUAACGAUCGAGAGGCGGUUCUCACGCCAUUCAGCAGAAGUAUUAUUGUUGGCGGUUGAUAUACAAAGCGACAUCGGGGCGGGUCGAUUAGUCGUUAGCUACGAUGUGGACAUGACGGCAAUUGUCUGGGACUUAAUGACCGGUGACGAGGUUGCUCGAUUCGCUUCAUAUGAACCUCUUACAUGUGCUGCUUGGAUGCGAAACGGCAAUGUUGCUUUUGGCAACACUCAAGGAAACGUCAUUCUCUUUGAGCCAACUACUUCUGAACAUAUUUCUGCACGAACCAUUGACCAAAUACCUGUGACAGCUAUAGCCCCAGCGGCGGACUGUAGAACAUUCGCAAUUGGAUAUCAAAAUGGCUCCCUCUUGAUCGCCACGCUUCAGCCGAGAUUUACAAUUUUGCAUAAUUUAAGCACGUCAAGGGCGCCCUCACCGAUUGUGAACCUUGCAUGGCAUGCGUCAUCUUCACGACAAAAGUCCGACAUGUUGGCUGUGCAGACCAAUGAUGGCGACCUUCGGGUCUGGAGCGUGGCCAAGUCAUUCAACAGCGAUGACCCUGCAAAGGUGGUCAGAAUUUUAAGGCGAACGGAGAACUACCUUAAUGGGCCCAACUGGAUGGGCUGGUCCAAGAAUGGCCGCAUCAUUCAGUAUUCCGAAGGCGAGACUUUGUCGUGGGAUGUUAGGACCAAGCAUGUCACUAACGAUAGCAUUCCGACCUUGGAACAUGUUCGUGGUCUGGCUGUGUAUGGGCCUGCUGCAACGCUAUUCACCCUCGGUGCCAACAACACUGUCCAACAGUUCGACCUGAACACGCCAUCUACUAUGGCUGCUAACGUCCAGCACCCUGCAAACCUCUUGCCACCAUCUCCGCCUGUUUCCAUAGAGGAACAACCUGAGCAGGGGGUUGUCAUCAUCGGCACUUCCGAGUCUGAUUCAUCAAUGCCUGCUAAUAUUGAAAUCUCAGAAAGCGACGAUGAACGUUUAUCACCGUUCGCCAGGAUGGUUCGCAGACCGGAUCCCGAUACGGUUGAACAAGAUAGGUACAUGACAACGAGUCCGGUUUCUUCGAGAAGCCACUCGACUAUCUCCGGAUCCUCGGCUACCUCUGGCCGGAAAGUUCGAUAUCCGCCUUCGGUCAUGUCACGUGGGAUGACUGAAAAUACUUACAUCUCUGCCGGGUCUUCUCUUAGGUCUGCAGCUAUCCAACCAUAUGGCGGUGAGAAGGACGCCUACUCGGUUAGCAGUAUCAGCUCCGCCUCAUUGGCCUCGGGUGCGCGCUCUCAUCGCCGUCCUUCGCGACUAAGGAACGAAGUUCCACGUAGCCCCGAGGAGUCCAAGGUUAAUGACUUGUUCAAGUUUACGAGGACCCGUCUUCACGACAUACCUUACAAGCACAUGCCUUUGGCUGAUCAAACCCGCCUUACUAAUGACGAUCUACGCCGGCAAAUGCUGAGCAUCAUAUUCGGGUGGAAUGGCGAGAUUGAAGACCUCAUUCGAGAUGAAAUGUCCCGACAUCCAUUGGGUUCACCAAGUCGCAUUCUUCUCGCAAAGUGGCUUGGAGAUAUUAACUCGGAUGUAAUGACAGCAACGUCGGAAAACAUGACCUCGUCAGACUGGAUGUUGCUAGCUCUGAGCGGAAUUGGUGGUCAAGCCUCCCAGCACAAACUUGGGCGUGCGUACGUACAGCGCCUGCUGGAGAACGGUGAUGUGCAUGCUGCGGCGACAAUUAUGAUUGGAAUGGGCGACCAGAAUGAUGCCAUUGAGAUCUAUGUCUCGCACAAAAAAUACAUGGAGGCCCUCAUCCUCCUUUGUCUCUUCUACCCCGCGGUCUGGGAGCGACAGGUGCAGGUGAUCAAGAAAUGGGGCGAGUUCGCUGUCCAGCAUGGUCAACAGCAACUAGCAAUACGAUGCUUCGCCUGCACUGGUGUAGAAUCCACUGAACCUUGGACGUCGCCGUCGGCGGCACAGCUAACAUUCCAAAACUUGGACAACCCAAGUAUCCCUGAGAUUCUGAGUCCACCCUUGUCCCCUCCGGGUAUCCGGGGACCCCAACGUAGUGUUGCAAAAUCCUCUGCACUCAAGCUUAUUACUUCGUUCAAUGAACAGGGCAAGAAGUCGAAGUUCUUUGCGGGCAAUGAUGGAGGUCGAACUCCAAUUGCUGCAGGUGUUACGCCGAUAGCUGAUUCCGCCAUUUCCCCUGGUGGACAAGAUCCUACUACAGCUUUCCUGCGUCCCUCGCAGCGAAGUGCCUUGAACACUCCCGCAACCGCACUUACGCCUGGUGGAUUCGCACAGCGCUUGCCAGCGAUUGGGGAGAUUACCGGUGAUGCUGUUUCUCGUCUGAAAGGGGUUGACCUACCAACGCCUCCGACCGAAAAUGUCCCUGACAUGGACCAGGACCAACGCUCCCAGCACUCGCGCAAGAUUUCUGCCGAUGAGCAAUCUAAUGCUGGAUCCCACCUUAGUGUUUCCACGGCAAAUUCCAUGAGGGCGAGAGAUAAUCACCUUCGUCGCAGGGACCCACCUCCGCCGUCGCCAUCACCACAGUCACUCCAAGCACUAAUGCAACAGAGAAGCCAGAGUCGAAACGGUGCUCGAGAGCGUAAGCCGGAGGGUAUGGAGUUGAGACUUCAUUCUAUUGAACCUAAUAUGAGUGAUAUAGCAUCUCCGGAACAAUCGGUAGCAUCGUCUACCCGAUUCCAUUGGCCGAGCCGUCGCCGUGGGCCAGGGUCGAUUGCUAGCUCUGUCACGUCAGCCUCCACCGCGGGACGAGGCUUCCGGACGGGCACCCCAGUUCACGGAGGCCGUAGCCUGCAUGAGCAUAUUCAUAGCUUGGAUACCGCGUCAUCAUAUUCCAGUAGGAAGCAGCGAAGCCGUGAAACUAGCCGACAACGCCAGGAUGAUAGACAUGGUCGAAGCCGUGAAAGAAGCCGUAGUCGCAAGGGUACCCCCCGAGAGUUCUCAGAGGACAGGGGUAGGGGGGCUGCUCGAAACUGGCAGACCCAGCCUGCCAAACGUUCACCCACCUCUCCCGUGCCAAUGUCCCCUGAAGAUCUUAUCAAUCUAAGCACCCCAAAGCAGUCUGAAUCGAUGGAUAGUGAGGGAGCAGCAUCGGGUGAGUUCGAGUCCGGGGAGCCAGCCACUGUUCGAAAGUCCAGCCAAGUUCGACGGACUUCGCCACCCAGGAGCACCCGCGCGGCUAGCCGUGCUUCGAGCCGUACUGGACGCCAGAGAAGUGUGGAACGGCGACCGCCAGCACUAGAUCUCCGGGGAAGAAGUAGUAGCCGCGGUGGUGGUUCUGUGAUGAGAUCGCCCUCAUCACCGUUGCCCAUGUCAGCUCCUAUGAACUUUUAUCCAUCGGAUGACGAAGAAGAUUAUCAAGCUGCACUCGCAGCAAAGGAACUCUUUAGGAGCCGACACAACCGCAGUGGCAGCCAGAAGGAUCCCUCAUCCCCAGCUGUCUCCCGAGCCAGGGAUCGAUCCGAAAGUCGUCGCAGGAGAAAUAAAACGCCUGGAGAGCAAGAACCGCCGGCGGUAUUAGUUCAGUCAACGCCAAAGUUGCAGCUGCAAGUGCCAUCAAGUGCGUCGCGGGCCGGAGACCUCAAGCUUAUCUCUGCCGAAAGGCAGGCGAAGAAGGAGGCCGCAGCUCGCGAAUUAGAGGAGCGCCGCAAGUCGCUAGCACGUCGUCCUUCAGCACCUGCAAUUCCCCAUCCGGAUGAACUAUCUCCUAUCGUCGGUCGCUCACCGAGCGCCUUUGAGUUGCCUCAAACAACCUUCCUUCCUUCAAGGGAUCUUCCCGCCAGAAGCCACACUGCCGACCCUCACAGGUCUUCUCACUCGCGUAGCCAAACCGCGCCCAUGAUUGGCCUGCCAGCGACGCCCAAGGCGAUGCGUCUCCAAUUUGACGGGAGCAAGCCCAGCGUGCCACCUAUUCCCAACGCUUACAAGACAUCGCCUCCGAGCUCUGCACAGUCGUCACCUAAGCGACCCAGCAGCACCUCACCUACCAAGUCACCUACUAAAUCCGAGCCUAAGUCGCCGGAGCAAGAGGGAUCGCUAUUAACGCUUCUUCCUUCGACCGUCUACUCUCCUCCUGCUCGGCCUAACAUACCGAGAUGUAUGUCUGCUCCCAUUCCAGAGGAGCCCCAUCCUUCUAAGUCUCGCUCACAACAACAAGGAAUGCAAGCAGGUUACCAGCCGCCCCGAAGAGGGUCUAUCUCGACAAGGAAGAUGAGCGUGGAUGCCAAUGCAGGCUUGCCUGGUAUCCAGGAGACGAUGGGGCCCGCCAUGCAUUCGAGGAGGGCUUCUCGAGACGACCAAAUCCCCCCUCCUCCUCCGCCCCCACCGGUCUUGAAAGAACUCCAGCACUUGGCUAUUCCUCCGCCCCCGCCUCCAGCUCCUAUUCCUGGCUUGAGACCUACGGUGUACACCAACGUUCAGCAAGCGGGGUCCGGCACCAUCGAAAUCGUCAUGGAUGAAGAUGACCAGAAUGCCGCUGCUCCAGCUCCGGUGUUGGCCCCGGUAUCGGUCCCUGAGCCCACUCCCGAACUCAUCCGGGUUACGUCUCCGGUGUCACCUCCAUCGUCCCGGAAUGGCCACAACCGCGGUAGAAGCUUCACGGACAACAGCCUCGCUGGGCGAAUCAGCCGCGCAACCGAAAGGAUGCGAUCUGCCAGCCGUGGCCGAACCAACUCCAUCCUGGGCAACCGAACCAAGUCGCCGGACACCACCAACGUUCCCUACGAGAGCGUGAUGCCCCCCAUGGCCAUGGGCGGCAACGGCUACGUGUCUCCCGUCAGCCAGCAGCCACGAGACAACGUCGAGCGUCACCCACGCGAGGUUCGAGCUGCGUACAGGGAGCGAGAGCGCGAGUUUGGUAGCGGGCUCCACGCAAGCGAGAUGAUCUAACACCAUCUAUCUCAUAAAACAUUUCUAUCUUUCUUACCCACCCACCAUGCAUGCAUUCUCGAAUGUCGACUAUAUACAAAACGAAAAACGUAUAUCCUUGUAUUCUUCUUUGCAUUCCAGCAUCGGCUUUUGCAUGGCGCCGGCGUUUUUUUUAAAAAAUUUAAAUCAUCCAUCUAUCUAUCUUUUACUCUUCCACAUUUUUGAUACCACAUUUUCUAUCUUAACUUUUCAAACUCCCGCCAUUAUUUUAUGUAUGCAACAAUCUACCUACCUAGUAUUAUUAUUAUUUUUCGAAGUGAGAGGGAAAAGGGGGAAGGAAGGAAGGAAGGAAAAGGAAGGGGUUUUUCUACCUACCUACCUACCUAAUGGGAAGAUCUUAACGGGGCAACGAAGAAUUUGACAACAAUGAUACCUCAAAGCGACCACUUACUUACUUACCUACUUUCUAUCUUCUUCUACUACUUCUACCUUUACUUCUACUUCUGAUAUCAUGCAUCAUCAUAUUGUAACUUCUACUUCUCUCUUCUAUACCGACAUGCUUCAAACCCGAGGCGUGUAUUUUUGUGUUGUCCGUUGUUGUUGUUGUUUUGGCCAUG